UUUACAAAUAUUUUUCAUCUAUUUAUAUUACGGGUACCCAUGAUAAUGGAUCCAAUUCGUUGCAGUAUCGAAAUUGAAUCAAAAGAAACACCUAAUCAAUCAUGUACAUACAGUCUACCAACCAUAAUUGGCAACUGGGAAAACGCACGUGCUUUGGAAGAAGCGCACAUGGCUUUAAUUUCCUACAAAAAGGUAAACUGCCAGUUGUUAUCUUCGCGUACCCGCGCCAUGUUGCGCAAUGUUCUGGCUCCUGUAGCGUUGUCGCCAUGUACUGGAGGAAUUGAAUAUAACAAAACCUACCAGCUGUAUUCCCCUUCGCAACCGAGCCAGAUAACAAGCACGUAUCCUUAUGAAAAGAAAGGCUUAUACCUUUCCGGAAUGGUCGGCGAAGCAAAUAUAGACAAAGGCACUGGGCUCAUGCACGGAUGCCCCUUGACUGCUUCAUCUGAAAGCAUGCCUUGUCGCAGAAACACCUUUAUUUUCCGGACUGAAAUUCAAAACACAAAUAGGAUGUACUAUGGUGACGAUUUAUUCAUACAAAUCAACGCCGACUCAGCAACGCCAUUGUAUGUACAAGCCGAAAAUCAUACAAUUAAUUCCUUCGGCAAAUCCUUACAACUGAGAUUGAGCCAACAAAGAGAUGUUUACACUCACUUCAAAAUUCUACACGCACAUCCUAAAUAUCGUACGGAUUCAAUCGGAAUGGUCAUCACUCCCAGUAGUAAUGUGAUCAUACGGCAUGUCGCAUCCGGGCAAAAUCUGUCUGCUAAUGCCAGCAGCUGGAUAACAACUUUCUUUGGGGUAGAAUGUGAAGCAUCCUGUCGUACAUACAGAAACAGUAAUCGAAUCGACACAGCCGAAAAUAUGUGGCAGAUAAUAGGUCAUAUAGAAAAGACUAAGUACUCAACAAUGAACAUAUAAUGUUUGUUUAAUAUAACAAAUUUAUAACAAGUAUUGUACAAAUAUAAAUUAACUUAUUUUGGUUCA
This is a messenger RNA of Dalotia coriaria, 987 nucleotides long. Its product is annotated as cilia- and flagella-associated protein 161. The transcript has a single exon. Gene Ontology annotation, biological process: cilium assembly. Gene Ontology annotation, cellular component: motile cilium. The coding region runs from base 40 to 921 and encodes 293 amino acids. The record is from RefSeq and is a predicted model, not a curated record. NCBI's taxonomy places the organism in Eukaryota, Metazoa, Arthropoda, Insecta, Coleoptera, Staphylinidae.